Bipolaris victoriae FI3 is the source of this 1203-nucleotide messenger RNA. RefSeq lists its product as hypothetical. NCBI's taxonomy places the organism in Eukaryota, Fungi, Ascomycota, Dothideomycetes, Pleosporales, Pleosporaceae. Bases 1 to 1203 code for a protein of 400 amino acids. The transcript has a single exon. The record is from RefSeq and is a predicted model, not a curated record. Gene Ontology annotation, molecular function: chloride channel activity.
AUGUCGACGACGCCCGACGUCCCUACGCGUCGCCCGACGUAUCCCCUCGCCCAUGCCUUUCGUCGCAAACCCCGCCGCAUCCCGCUUGUGCUGCGCUUCUCAAAGGGCGCGGUGCACGACAUCAUUCUCUUGCCUGUGAUCCUGCACUCGCUCUUUACCGUCCUCAUCGUGUACAUCGACACUCGCUAUGUCGACUCGAUCAGCAUCCCGUCGACCAUCAUCCCCUCGCUCUCCAUCGUCGUGGGUUUGAUGCUCGUGUUCCGCAACAGCACCAGCUACGACCGUUUCUGGACGGGACGAAACUGCCUGACGACCAUCAACACCGCCGUACGCAACCUCGCACGAAUCUCCCUUGUCAACUCGCGUGACAAGGACGGCUACGCGACCGAAGAACAGCGCCGAGACACCGAACGCAUCGUCCGCGUCCUCAUCGCCGUCUUAUACUCAAUCAAACACAACCUCCGCGCCGAAUUCAACAUUCCCCCCGCUAGCCUCGCCGCCCUCCCUCCCCACCCAACAUCCUACUCCUCGCAGCGCUCCCGCCCCGUCUCCCGGCGCCCCAGCUACAUCGACCGCACCGCCUCCUCCAGCGCCGCACAAAGCACCUCCACCACCCCUCUCCUCGGCCAAUCUACCCUCACCCUCGAAAACGGCGAUGGCAUCGUACACACCAAGAAAGACGAAUACGUCUCCCUCCUCCCAGAUGGCCUAAUGGGCUACGAAGACCAAGGCCUCGGUCUCCCGCUUCAACUCACCAUCCUAAUCGAAGGCUACAUCCGCCGCGGCGCCGACCGCGGCUGGUUCAACGCGCCCUUGUCCUCUCAAAUGAGUGUACAAAUCAACUCGCUCGUCGAUGCCUACGGCCGCAUGGAAACCAUCCGCUCCACCCCCAUCCCCGUCGCCCACCUCAUCCACCAAAAACAAGUCCUCGCCCUCUACGCCUGCGUCCUACCUUUUGCCAUUGUCGACGACUACAGGUGGUGGAGCGUCCUCGUCGUCGCCAUCGUUACGUUUACUCUCUACGGCAUCGAGGGCAUUGGUGUUCAACUAGAAGACCCGUUUGGAUACGACAAGAAUGAUAUCAAGAUGGAUGGCAUUAUUGAAGAUACGAGACAGGAAAUUAUGGUGCUCUUGGAUGAGUGGAAGGCGAGUCAUGAGGGCAGGGCUAUGGGUGGUAUGUUUGAGAAUGAUGCUUAUUACUAG